CUACAUCAACCACAUCACGACUCAGUGUAUUCAAGCAGCUACGCUCUGACCUUGAAAACCGCUUAUAUAUAUAUGGAGCUUCUUGCAGUAUUCAAUCACGAUUUCUGACAGCAACAGCAACCUGAUCCACUCAAGAUGAUGUUACAAGCGGUGCUCGUAUGCCUCGCGGCCGGUAUCGCCUUCGCUCAGACGGACAACACCACACACAACACCACUGUUACCGACACCAUAACCACCCCGGCUCACACCAGCCUCCAGACGCCCACCGCCGAUUACCCUAAUGAGAAUAAAAACGCUGGGUUACCCCCGAUCAACGCCCAUCCAACGGACCUGGGCUUAAACAACCUUUUAACCUGGAUUCGUGGCGGUUCCAUUAGUCAGGGAAUCCCAGCCAUGAAUGGGGCCCCAUUCGUCGUUGGGUUUGCCCCGCUCAUCAAGCCCGGUCAGUGCCCCCCAUUACGUACCCAUUGCCUUCCGGGUUAUGCUCAGUACCUCCGCACGACGGCGGUCCUCCCUGGCCAGAUCUGCACCGGUGACUUCGACUGCCUCGGGAAUAACAAGUGUUGUUAUGAUGUCUGCCUCAACGAGAGCAAGCCUCUGUAG
Penaeus chinensis is the source of this 603-nucleotide messenger RNA. RefSeq lists its product as uncharacterized. Gene Ontology annotation, molecular function: peptidase inhibitor activity. NCBI's taxonomy places the organism in Eukaryota, Metazoa, Arthropoda, Malacostraca, Decapoda, Penaeidae. The transcript is spliced from 3 exons. The record is from RefSeq and is a predicted model, not a curated record. Gene Ontology annotation, cellular component: extracellular region. Bases 136 to 603 code for a protein of 155 amino acids.